AUGGCAUCUCGUUUAUUAACUUUUCAAACACCUCUGAAGGCUCUCACGUUGAAAUCUGGCGUCAUCCAGGUAAUUUUCGAGACAAAAAACACCUUAGACGCAUUUGACGAAUUCGUUCUUUCGUAUAAUCUCUAUUACUUUUGUACAGGUACCUAAGUAUUGGAAGUCUUCCGCUGCUGCACCAUGCCCCGCUUAUCUAAACGUUCCCGAAACUAAAGUCACCACGCUUGAAAAUGGAAUGCGAGUAGCCACCGAAGACAAUGGUUCACAAACAGCGACUGUUGGCUUAUGGAUUGAUGCUGGUUCGAGAUGGGAAACAGCAAGCAAUAAUGGUGUUGCCCAUUUUGUCGAGCAUAUGCUUUUUAAAGUAAGCUUGAUUAACGAUGAAUAAUAUUUUUAGCAAAAGUGUAAAUUGUACAUGAAUAUUGUUUAUUAGCUGAUAUCCUUUUUUGUAUUCUUAUAACUGUCGUUGUUGAGUCAUAAUUGACCAGAAAUUUAAAUAACAUAUCUUACUUCAAUUUGUAUUUUUUAAAUCUUUUUUAUUAUAUAUAUUCUAAUUUUAUUCAAAUUAAUAUUUUCCAUUCAUUAUUACAAUUUUUAAAGUUAAAUAUGAUUAUUUUGUACAUUAAAAAAAGCACAAUCUAUAGAAGAAAAUUGGAAAACUAAAUUUCAUGGAUAUUUUAUCCUUGACAUUUCCAGUUAAGGGGUAAUUCAAUGUACAUUAUUUUAGGGUACACCGUCCAGAACACAGAACGCCCUUGAAUUGGAAAUCGAAAACAUUGGUGCACAUUUGAAUGCUUACACAUCUCGGGAACAAACUGUAUUUUAUGCCAAAGCUUUAAAAAGUGAUGUACCUAAAGCUGUUGAGAUUUUAGCCGAUAUUUUACAAAACUCUAAUCUUGGUAUGUACCCAAAAAAAAAUUAUAUUAAACAAUAAUAUCUAUCGAAUGUAUAAAAACAUAUAUAUACUACCGCAAAGAUUUUUAGUAUAGUACAUCUAUGAAAUUCUUUGAUAAUCCUAUCUCUCACAAAACCAGUAUUUAGGUACUUUUGAUACGACCAUUAUAUUAUUUUUUUUGUUUACUAGUUACCCUGGUAUUAUGCCAGACGGGACGACUCUGGUAUUAUUAUAUAGAAACUCCAGAUUCAACAAAAUUGUUUUUGGUUUACUUUUAUGUUUGAUUUUACAUUUAUUAACUGCCUAGAUUAAUUGACCAUUAGUGUUCAUAUUUAAGGAGACAUUUAUUGCAUUAUUUCAUAUCUCAAUAACUAUAAUGAACUUUUCAUCAUUGAUCAAUGCUAUACAAAUUUCAGCAUAAUUGCAGUUUGCUAUCACAUGAUUUUUUUUCGAUUUGUUUUUUUUUUUUUUUAAAAAACUUAAGUACAUCAAUAUUUUGAAAAUAUUGACUGAUCAUUAAUUUCGAAUUUAUAUGUCGUUUGAAGUUGGUUAUUUUGGAUAUUAUGUGUGUCAUCAAAUUAUUUUAUAUUGCAUUAUGUUUGACCUUGGUUGUCGUGGCCUAGUGGUGAUGCAUAUCUGUUAUCAUUUCAAAACUCGAGAUUGAACCUGUAUGGUUACUUUUUCUGCACUUUUUUCCAAUAUUUUAAAUAGUGCGUUAGAAAUUUAUUAUUUUUUUCACUGUUACCUACCUUGGCUAAACUGCAAUAAAUUGUUCUGAAAUUUUAUUAAAAUAUAUAACUACUAACUGUAAAUUCUAUUCUUUGUGGGAAUAUUCGGAUCCCCACUCACAGGGAGAACUAACAGUAAAUUGUAUACAAUUCAAAUGUCAAAACAAAUGAAAAUCAUUAAAUUAUUUGUUAUACCUAUUCCUAUUAAUGAGUAUUUAAAUUAUGUGGUUUGAAAAAAUAUGUAACAAAAUAUUAGGUAUACAAGGUGUCCUACAAUGUUAUCCUUAUGUUAAUAACCCUGUCAGUAUAUAUUUUUUUUUAUAGUCAGAUUUUGCACGAAUGGGACACAUAUUACAUAUUAUAUAAAGAAAAAUUAAAUUUGUUUUCAUCCCUUAAUCACUAAAAUAACUUUUUAAAAUUAUCAAAGUAGCCAUUUUGUAUUUUAUUUAUACAAAUUAAUAUUACCUUGUAUUAAAAUUAUAUUUUUACAUCAUAUUAUAUUUAUAUUAAUUUUAAACAUAGUCUGAUAUACACUUUUAUAUUUAAUAAUAGAAAUUAAUAUUUAUAAACUAUUAUAUUAUAGGAGAAAGUGAGAUUGACAGAGAACGUGGUGUAAUUCUUAGAGAAAUGCAAGAAGUGGAAACUAACUUACAAGAAGUUGUUUUUGAUUAUUUACAUGCUACUGCUUACCAAGGAACACCAUUAGGUCAAACCAUCCUAGGACCAACAGAAAAUAUUAAGUAAAACUAUAAUUAAAUUUUACUAAACAAAACUCAUAAUGAUUUUUUCUUUUGUUUAAUUUUAGUUCUUUAAAACGCAAAGACCUCAAAGAAUAUAUUGACAUAUUCUACAGACCAUGCCGUUUAGUAUUAGCCGGUGCUGGUGGAGUAAACCACGAAGAGUUGGUGGAUCUUGCCAAAAAAUUAUUUAAAACCCCAAAAGAUUUGAAAUUUGAUGCUGAAGUUCCAUCAUACUCAAAAUGCAGAUUUACUGGUAUUUUAUUAGUUCCUAAUUCAUAAUACUUAAAACAAAUCUUGAUAAAAGUUUUUAAUUAAUUAAAAUUAAAAUCGAUUGUAUUUAGGUUCUGAAAUCAAAUCACGUGAUGAUUCUCUACCUUUGGCACACAUUGCCAUUGCAGUUGAAAGCUGUGGUUGGUCUAGUGCCGAUAACAUACCUUUAAUGGUAGCAAACACUUUAAUUGGCUCAUGGGAUCGUUCUCAAGGAGGAGGUAGCAAUAAUGCUAACCGAUUAGCUCGGGAAGCUGAUUCAUUAGACUUAUGUCACUCAUUCCAGUCAUUUUUAACUUGUUACAAAGAUACUGGUUUAUGGGGAGCAUAUUUCGUAUGUGAUAGAACAAAGAUAUGGGUAAAUUCAAAUAUUUUUUUUUAUUAAUACCACUCUGUAACCAAUGUAGUUGGUUAAAUCGGAUCAUUCAUGGAUUAUUUAUUUUUAGGAAUUUACUUACCAUUUGCAAGAAGAAUGGAUGAGAUUAUGUGCUUCUGUGACAGAUGCUGAAGUAGAACGCGCUAAGAAUGUUCUGAAAACUAACAUGUUAUUACAAUUGGAUACAUCAACACAAGUGUGUGAAGACAUCGGUCGUCAACUAUUGUGUUAUGAAAGACGUAUCCCUCCUCAUGAAUUGGAAGCUCGUAUUAACGUAAAUAAAAUAUUUUUUAUUUAAUUAUUUUAAUGCUACUUCUGAAUUAUCUAUUUUUUUUUUUAUUUUCUAGGAUAUCAGCGCUAAAGACAUACACGAUAUUUCUCUGAAAUAUAUCUAUGACAGAUGUCCAGCUGUUGCUGCUGUCGGCCCAGUAGAGCAAUUAGUUGACUACAACGAGUUGAGAUCCAACAUGCGUUUGUUAGUUUUGUAA
This is a messenger RNA of Cinara cedri, 3497 nucleotides long. The record is from the annotation of a GenBank genome assembly. Lineage: Eukaryota; Metazoa; Arthropoda; Insecta; Hemiptera; Aphididae.